Molecule: messenger RNA, 1672 nt
Organism: Ceutorhynchus assimilis (cabbage seed weevil)
Lineage: Eukaryota; Metazoa; Arthropoda; Insecta; Coleoptera; Curculionidae
Source: the annotation of a GenBank genome assembly
GCUUGAACAGGGUCACAAAGUCAACCGCAGGCACAAUGAAUUCAACUUAACUAAUUAAAUAUCAAUUUAAGAACUUCAAUAAACAACAUUUUAUAUUUAGUUGUAAAAUAUUCCUUUGAACAUUUACUAGUUAUGUACUUGAAUUGCGCCAGCAUGAUGUCUCAAGCAACAAAAUUCCUAAUCGUAGCCUCAAUACUAUUCACAGCAAAGGCAAGAAUCAACAAUUGCGAAGACAAAUUACUAGAGUUAUGCGUAUGUGGCAACCAAUACAUUGACCGAGCGACAAAGUUUGUUGUCAAUUGCACAGACACUGGAUUCACCAACAGUGACAUGUUAAUGGUAUUACCGAAAAAAACUAAUGUUCUUAUAUUUACUGGUAAUCAUAUAAGCAUUUUGCCAGUGAAUAUUUUUGGUGAGCAAGCUGAUUUGACUGCACUAGAAGUGAUCGAUAUGAGCAAUAAUGGUAUUACGGAAAUUAAAGGCAAAACUUUCCAUCAUGUUGGCAGUGUUAGAAGAUUAAUGUUGAAUCACAAUAAUAUUUCCAUAGCUGAAGAGGACGAUAGGAAUUUUCAUCAUCCUAGAGUGUUUUCUAAUUUUGAAAAUUUAGAAGAAUUGCACUUGACUAAUGCGUUUGCUGAUAAUACUGAUGAAGAGCUAGCUGACGAUUUACAUGAUAUUUUCGUCAAUAGCAACUUGACCAAGCUGUAUAAACUACAUCUGGAGCAAAAUGAAAUAAAAAAAUGGAAAGACGAAAAGGUUUUUUGCGAUUUGCCUUAUUUACACGAUUUAUAUCUUGGAGACAACUACAUCCCCAGUUUAAAUUUCAAUAUUUUAUGUUUAAAAAAAUUAAGGUAUUUGGAUUUAGAAAGUAACAACAUUUCAAAGUUUACCCAAGAAGAUUUAGACACAUUCGACAAGCUGGCCAACGAUCCUUCGCGGACAGAAAGCUUGACACUGGAAAUAGGCAAUAAUCCGAUAAAAUGCGACGCAAAUUCUAAAAAUUUGUACGCUUGGAGCCAAAAAACCGAUGUCAAAAUUCGAAAUGAAGAUGCCCUAACUUGUUGGAACGUGAAGUUUGGUAAAAUAUUGAACUUGAAAAGCUUAACUGAAUCUAAACAUGCCAAAUUUUCCAAAGCCUUGAUGGUAUUACUUGUGGUUUUAGUGUGUAUUUUGUUAACACUUAUUACAGCUUAUGUGUAUCUUAAAAAAGACAGUGUCAAGACGAAAUUGUCGCCUGUAUUGGAAGCUAUAACCAGGAAGGUGCAAUACACUACAAUAGAAUCUCAAGAGGUGUAAUUUUGAAAAUGCCCAUCAGGAUCAAAACAUUCCUAUAUUAAGUAUAAUCAUAUAAAUGAGUAUAUUUCUAUACUAUAAACAGUGAUUUUAUACUCGUACUGCCUACUAUGAUUAACUUAUUAGUAUUAUUUUUAUUUGUAGAGUUAAAUUUUUGUAUAUUGAUUUAAUCUUAAGACUUUACUGAGUAAUUUAACAUACAUUUUGUUUAGAACACAAGUGUUAAUAUGAUUAACAUUUUUGCAUUACAUUGAAAAUCGCUAUUUAGACUGAUCGAAAUUCCAAGCAAAUAAAACUUAUAUACCACUUUGUGAUAACCUAUGGUGCCUUUGUAAGAAUACGUGCAAUUUUUAUUAAUUUAUAUAAUAAAAAGUUUACU